This is a messenger RNA of Nanorana parkeri, 4847 nucleotides long. It is a transcript of the gene CC2D2A, whose product is annotated as coiled-coil and C2 domain containing 2A. Gene Ontology annotation, biological process: protein localization to ciliary transition zone; non-motile cilium assembly. NCBI's taxonomy places the organism in Eukaryota, Metazoa, Chordata, Amphibia, Anura, Dicroglossidae. The transcript has 36 exons. Bases 43 to 4815 code for a protein of 1590 amino acids. Gene Ontology annotation, cellular component: ciliary transition zone. The record is from RefSeq and is a predicted model, not a curated record.
GUGAAUCGAGCCUGGCACAGGUCACCACCUGGCAUCAUCACCAUGAGGGGCACGGAGGAGAAGCAGAGGAUGAUCGUGGAGGAGCUGUUGGACAACGAGGAUCAUGCCCAGGUGGAGAACCUAAAAAAGACCCUGACAGCACAACGCCAGAGGAGGAAGAAACCGCUGGUAGACAGUGCCGGAGAUGCAGCGAGUGGCGUGGAAGAUAUCGGGAGCGUUACACAAGGACAGCGCAGUUUGCCUCCGCUAAAUGCUUCGAUGGCAAAGUCCAUUUCCACUGAGUCUUCCAUGAGGGAGCGACUGAGGGAAAAAUUGAAAGCUGGAAGGUCCAAAGCUCAAAGCAUCCUCCAACAAGAGUCCCCGAGUGUCUCACCACGAAGCUUCCCCAGAUCCAAAGCAGCAGAUACUGGUACAAAAUCUGAUGACGAGCAGGAGGUCAGCUCUCUUCAGAAGGUGAAGGAUGUUGAAGCACAGCUGAUAUCCAGAGUAAGGUUCCGGGAUGCUGUCAGGACAGUUCAGGGAAAAUCUCAUGUCCCUGAUGGAGUUCCCACAUCUGAUGAGUCGUACAAUUUCUUCACGUUUAAUUUUGAUCCCGAUCCAGAAACAGAUGAAGGAAAGGACCAGAAGAAGAAGGCAGAGGCUGCAAAGGAGGAGGAUGUGGGAGAGUCUAGUUCUAGAGUGGAAGAGGAGGAGACAGAGGAAGGGGAGGAAGGAAGGGAUGAUCUGUUCCUGAUAGAGCAGACAGCGCGUGACUUCAUAGAGCUUACUGCAGCCGAAUACGAAGGAUAUCACAACCGACUACAGAAAGAAAAAGACCUCCUUUUCAUACCCAGCCUGCGACAAGUGCCACCUUCUCAGAAGCUACCUGAUAAUAUGCAGCCUCGGUACUUAGAAGAUGAGGGUCUUUAUGUCGGUGUAAGGCCAGAAGUCUCCCGGACCAAUAAGAACAUUCUGGAGAACAGGAUACUUCAGCAGGAUGCGGGAAAGAAAUGGUUUGGGGAUGAUGGAAACAUUUUAGCCUUGCCUAAUCCUAUAAAAACAUCAACAACAAGACCGCCUAUAUUUACUCUGCAUGAAGGCUUAGACCCAGCACUGGAGACCCUAUACUUAAAGGCAAUUCCGUCUAAGAAAUCCAGCCAAUACAUGGUGGGAUCGGGGGGACUACUCGGAGAGUUUCAGCUGGACAUAGAUAUUUCUGGGAUCGUGUUUACCCAUCAUCCCCUCUUCAGCCGAGAGCAUGUCCUAGCCAACAAGCUGAGCCAGCUAUAUGAUCAGUAUCUGGGAAGGAAGCAGAGGAACCUGGCCAAGCUCCUGACGGACAAAUUGCAUGCAUUGAGGAAUGCCAUACAGGAUAUUUCUGCAGGAGGCACGUAUGGCCCCAGCACCAUAACUGAACACAGUAUCCAUGAUUAUAAGCCGGAUAUCAGACAAACAAGAAAGUACCGAGAUGCAGAGCAAGAAAAAGACCGAACACUCCUGAAGUCCCUCAUAAAAGUUUGGAAAGAGAUAAAAUCCCUGCGCGAAUUUCAGAAGUUCAACAACACCCCAGUGAAGCUCUAUUUGCGAAAGGAAGAAGUUAAUAGAAAAGCCGACGAAGAAUCUUAUGAAGCUGAAAUUCAAGCUGAAAUCAGCGAACUAAUGGAAGAAUAUAUGGAGGAGUAUGAAAAGAACCUAACGCAAUACAGAAUUGACCUAAAGCACUGGAAGUCAUGGAAGAGGGCCCAGAAACGGAAGGGAAAGAAAAAGGAAGGUAUGGAACAGGAUGAUGAAGCUGAGGUGGACUACAUGGUAGAAGAGCCGACCAAACCUUCCCUGCCGAUACAAGUAGAUAGACAUGAUAUAGAAGUGCAAGUUCGAGACAAAGCAGCCAACAUCAGGAGAAGACCUGGAGAGCCUAACCUUAACCCUGAACUAAGCCUGUCUGGAAAUGUCACCCCUGACAACAUGUGUCCAAGGGGAGAAAUUGUGAGACGUGAAGAUGUACUGAAGCAUUCUUUGUUCCUAAAGAUUCUUUUCAAUAAUAAAGAAGUUUCCAGAACUGUGACAGUCCGUCUGGGGCAUGACUUCCGAGUCCACAUGGGGCAAAUAUUUAACCUGCAGAUCUUUAAUUGGCCUGAGAGCAUAAAAUUACAGAUACAUGAAACAGCUGGAUAUUUGGGGACUACACUGCUGGCUGAGGCAUUCCUACCCAUCCCUGAGACCACCGUGCUGACUGGAAAUGCUCCUGUGGAGGAAGUGGAGUUCAGCAGUAAUCAGAGAGUCAUGUAUGAUCAUGAAGGUGUUGGCAGCGAUGUUCCGUUUUCUUUUGAAGCUGAUGGGACCAAUAAGAUGGUUCUGAUGACAUCUGGGAAAGUGUCAUACUGUGUGUCCUGGGCAAUUGGGGAAAAUGGAGUGCCACUCGUUCCUUCUAUGUCACAGCAAAAGAACGCUCUUCAGCGAGCUUUACAUAACAUAGAUGCCUUGUCUUCUAUCGGAGCUUCCGGACUGACUGAUAUGAAGAAAUUAGCCAAGUGGGCGGCAGAAUCAAAGCUUGAUCCUAACGAUCCCAACAAUUCAGCUCUCAUGCAGCUCAUACCGAUGGCGAGUGGGGGGGACGCCCAUGUGCCUGAGUUCUUCCGCCUGGAGCAACUGCAGAAGGAGUUUGAUUUUGUGUCCGAUGAAGAGAUGAGCAGAUCAAAACGGUUCAGACUUCUGCAGCUCCGUAACCAGGAAGUGGUAGAUUUCCGUAACUACAAAUUGGUGCCUAUAAAGGAGCGUGAGAUCCCGGACAAGAUCUUUGUGGAUUAUGAGAAGAAGUUACGAGAUCAGGGUAUAAAUACUGCAGAAACCCAUCUAGAUUCACAUAGGAUUCGGGUUGCUAAGUAUCUUCAUAAGAUCCGGGAAUCUGUGAUAAACCGCUUCCUGAUAGCGAAACAUAAUUUUAUUCUUUCCGACUUGGUUGUUGAAGAGGAAAUCCCCAGUCUUGGAAUUCUAGGAAUGGACCUCUUCAAGCUAGCUGAGCCGAAACGUCCCCUGAAGCCAAGGAGAAAAGAGAGGAAGAAGGUGACUGCUCAGAAUCUGUCUGAUGGGGAUAUCAAGGUCCUAGUGAAUGUCAUCCGUGCUUAUGACGUUCCAGUUAGGAAACCGACAUCUAGCAAACAAGCACAGCCAUCCAGAUCUUCAAGAUCAUUUAAUGAGAUGUUUACAACCACAGCUUCCCCUCAAGGGCAAGCCCCGUCUCCAGAGUGGUCAGUUAAUCAGGUCCUGGUCCGGCCAUUUGUAGAAGUUUCAUUUCAGCGUACUGUAUGUCAGACCUCAACAGCCGAUGGACCAAAUCCCAACUGGAAUGAAGAACUUGAGCUGCCAUUUAGGGCUCCUAAUGGUGAUUAUAGCACAACCAGUUUACAGUCCGUGAAAGACGAUAUUUUCAUCAAUGUGUUUGAUGAAGUCUGCUUUGAUAUUUUAGAGGAUGAUCGGGAGAGAGGAAGUGGCAUUCAUACUCGAGUCGAGAGGCACUGGCUUGGAUCUAUCAGAAUUCCAUUUACUACAAUUUAUUUCCAGUCCAGAAUUGAUGGAACAUUCCGGAUUGACACGCCCCCGGUGCUUCUAGGAUACAGCAAACAGCGCAACUUGGGAAACGAUGGAGGCUAUGAAUCGGUCCGAAGCCUGAGCCAAGGCUCCUUCCUAACCCUGUUUAUUACCAUUGAGCCUCAGCUUGUGCCUGGAGAGCCCAUCAGGGAAAAGUUUGACAGCAGAGAAGAUGAGAAGUUACUGCAGGCUGCGGAGAAGUUCCAGAGCGAAGCCGCUGUAAAAUUCCCCAACCGGCAGUGCCUGACCACCGUCACAGACAUUAACGGAAGUACAGUUUUCAUCACUCGAUACAUCAAGGCCUUACAACCUCCGCAGCAGCUUCUGGAAGCCAACACCAAUAAUGUACAAGCAACGUCAGAACUGGUGGCUCGUUAUGUCUCCCUUAUACCCUUCCUGCCGGACAAUGUGUCAUUCGCAGGGGUUUGUAAUUUAUGGAGCACGUCAGAUCAAUUCCUUGACCUCUUAGCUGGCGAUGAAGAAGAACAUGCAGUUCUGCUGUGCAAUUAUUUCCUGGCCAUGGGGAAGAAGGCGUGGCUUAUCAUUGGAAAUGCCAUACCAGAGGGUCCCACUGUGUAUGUACUAACACUGGAGCAGAACCAGUACAUCAUAUGGAAUCCAAGCAAUGGCUGCUUCUAUGGUCAGUAUGACACCUUCUGUCCACUGCAGAGUGUCGGCUGUCUCAUCAAUGCAGACAAUAUCUGGUUUAAUAUACAUCAGUAUGAUUCUCCAAUGAGCAUAAGUUUUGAUACAGGGCGGCCCAACCAAUGGAAAGCCUUUUUCUCCCGAAGCUAUCCAAAUCCAGGACUGACCAGUGUGCAGCCCGAAGAACUAAUAUAUCAGUGCACAGAGAAGACUGCUGCAUCGGAACUUCAAGACAGGAUUGAGAAACUGCUGAAAGAGAAGAUUAUGGAAUGGAGGCCGAGACAUCCUACCCGCUGGAAUCGAUACUGCACAUCUACCCUGAGACACUUCCUGCCAUUACUGGAGCAGAACUACGGCAAAGAUGUAGAGGAGGACCACCGGGCAGAACUGCAGAGACAGCUGGGAGAUUACAGGUUUACUGGCUUCCCGAUCAACAUGGCCUUCUCAGAAGUGACCCCUCUCAUAGAGGCCGUCUACAGCACCGGAGUCCACAACAACGUAGUGCCCAAUGUGGAGUUCGCUCUGGCUGUGUAUGUUCACCCCUAUCCCAAGAACAUCUUCUCCGUGUGGAUAUAUGUCGCCUCGCUCAUACGAAACAGAUGAUCGGCUAUUGGAAUGUUAGAACUAUGUAAACA